This is a messenger RNA of Fusarium fujikuroi IMI 58289, 1062 nucleotides long. RefSeq names its product related to sulfite oxidase and related enzymes. Gene Ontology annotation, molecular function: oxidoreductase activity; molybdenum ion binding. The record is from RefSeq and is a predicted model, not a curated record. The transcript has a single exon. Gene Ontology annotation, cellular component: mitochondrion. The coding region runs from base 1 to 1062 and encodes 353 amino acids. NCBI's taxonomy places the organism in Eukaryota, Fungi, Ascomycota, Sordariomycetes, Hypocreales, Nectriaceae.
AUGGAAUCAGUCAUCGCAAAGCCCAUGAGCCAUGCUAUUUCCCCAGUACCGUCAACCGGUGCUGAGAGACAGGCUUGUACAUCCAUUGAUCCCGAGGGUUUCUUCCUGCGCCCUCCGCCGACACCUCACCAUUUAUCGUCCUUUAUCACACCAGAUGACCAGUUAUUCCAAACGAUACAUAUGGGUGCUGCUGUAAUUGAUAAUGAAAAGUGGCUGCUGGUAGUUGAUGGCCUUGUUCGGAAACCGUUUGCCCUCUCUUUGGCACAACUCAAGGCGUUCCCUCAGGCUUCAGUUACGUCCUUUCACGAAUGCUACGGAAGUCCUCUGAAACCUCCAACGAGUAACCCUUGGCGUAUUGGCAACAUGGUAUGGACUGGCGUUCGACUGUCGACCAUCCUCGCUCUUGCAGAGCCUCUUCCUGAAGCAUGCUUUGUUUGGUCAGAAGGUCUUGAUCAUGGAAAGUUCUUUGAGUACGAAGCAGACCGCUAUCAGAAAGACUUACCUGUAGCGAAAGCUCAAAGAGCUGAAGUGCUCCUCGCAUUGAAGAUCAACGGAGAUCCACUCAGUAAGGAACGAGGAGGACCGGUGAGACUUGUUGUGCCGGGUUGGUUUGGCACAAAUUCGACAAAGUGGCUUUGCAGGCUUUCAUUGCAGGAGACUCGCGCCCCGGGACCUUUCGCUGCUGUUCUUUAUAAUGAGAAAGACCCAACAGAUCCUGAAAGUGUGAGGAUGCGGCCGGUAUGGGAAGUUGAAGUGAAUUCGAUGAUAACGAAGCCCGUGGACUCUGCAGCCCUUUCUGCAGGAUCGGUAUGGGUUGAAGGUUGGGCUUGGAGUCAUGAUGGAGUAGCACUGGUAGAAAUCAGUAGAGAUGAAGGACAGAGCUGGAUUCGAGGGAAGGUAGAUGACAAGGAAGAUCAGGCUUGGCAAAAAUUCACUGCCGCAGUUGAUCUUGAGCCCGGAGUUUGGAGGUUAAUGGCUCGGGCAACUUCUGAAAGUGGAAUGCAACAGCCUUUGGCUGGAAGACGGAAUCACGUCCAUAGCAUUCCGGUAAAUGUUAAAUGA